GUUAACUGCUGCUUGUGCGCAGACGCGCCUCAGGGAGCGAUCAGAGGAUUUACAGGAAGAACAACAAGCAGGGAAGAAAAGAUUACAACUUAAAAGAAGGAGUCCUUCUUCUGCGUAGUCAUAGAAGUGAUAUUUUGCAUCUGUCUGGGAUCCUUUCAGAGUGGAUUAUCAGUGAGACAGUGUAGAAGGGAUCCCUGGGCCUGCAGUCGGUCCCAUCUCCUCCCUCCACACACCGCCCUGCUCUCAUGGAUGCACUGAACCGGACUCUCCUUUGUCUUGUUUUGGGAUUUAUGGAGCUCGCAGCUGCAACAGUUAAAACCACAGUGGGAAAAGAUGCUGUCCUCCCCUGUAAGGUGGAAAAACAGGGUGACCUAAGGGUGCUGCAGUGGAGCAAAGAAGGUCUGGGGCAAGAUUAUGUUUUCUACUUUAGAGAUAACAAACCUUUAGAAAGCUUCCAGAACCCGUCCUUCAAGGGCCGAGUGAAGCUCCAGGAUGCGAAGAUGACCGAUGGAGAUAUGUCCAUCGUCCUGUCCAACACCACGCUCAGUGAUGCAGGGAAAUACAGCUGCAAGGUCGUCAUGGAAACCGAGACAAUAAAAACCAUCAGUCUGGAGGUCAACGAAAAAAAGGAAGAAGAAGUCAAUGACCUCGGGCUGAAAGUAGGCCUUCCGAUUGGCCUGUUGGGGCUUCUAGCUGCUGUCGUUGGUGGAUUUUUCUGGUAUCGCCAAGGAAAGAACACAGACACGCUGUGAACAUCAGCCUCCAUCAAUUU
Messenger RNA from Cyprinodon tularosa, 772 nucleotides. Its product is annotated as V-set domain-containing T-cell activation inhibitor 1-like. Bases 246 to 752 code for a protein of 168 amino acids. The record is from RefSeq and is a predicted model, not a curated record. The transcript is spliced from 4 exons. Gene Ontology annotation, biological process: T cell costimulation; negative regulation of T cell proliferation; positive regulation of T cell proliferation. Gene Ontology annotation, cellular component: external side of plasma membrane. NCBI's taxonomy places the organism in Eukaryota, Metazoa, Chordata, Actinopteri, Cyprinodontiformes, Cyprinodontidae.